UACGUGCAGUGGUUGUAUUUCUUGUGUUCAGAAUUGCUAAAAUAUUUAAUACUAGACGAAAUAAGUAGAGUAAAGAGAACAGAAAUGAGUUGUUCAGUGAAUAUUGUUGUCCUGAACCUGGCCUUGAUGGUAAUCGCUUCUUGUGUUAUCGCUGUGCCCGCAAACUAUGGAGUGCCUCGUGGAAGUCUGGUGAGCGUCGUGGUGGAUGGGGUGGAAUAUUCCCCUCUAGAAUAUCAUCGGAAGCAUCAUCUCUUCAGGAACAUGUACCCCGAUGAAACCAUGUGGCCGAUCGGGGCAGACGGAAUGGUUGUGGUUCCCUACCAGUUGGGAGUCGGGGUGAACAAGUUGAUGAUGGAGCGAGCGAUGAGGAAAUGGGAGAAGGACACCUGCAUCAGGUUCCGCGAGAUGGCGGCCACUGAGGUGAAGGAAGGCGGUUACCUGCAAAUAAAGAAUGCCAAAGAAUGCACCGCCAACGUGGGCAUCAACCCUGAUUAUCCAUCGGUGUUGAAGAUAGAGGAUGCAUGCACUGAUAAAGGCUUCAUCCACGAACUUGCGCACGUAAUGGGCUUCGCUCACGAAACCAGCCGCAGCGACAGGGACAAAUACGUGCACGUGCACCGUGAGAACGUCGAUUCUGCUGCGUUGUAUGAUCUCUAUUACGGUAUCAUUGCUACCAACAACUUCGACGUGCCGUUUGACUACAACUCCAUCAUGAUCGCCUCCGAAGGGGGCACGGAGGGAAAGCUUGUUGUUGUCUCCCUCAACCCGCUCUACCAGACCGCCAUGGGCUCAGACCUGCGGCCGACUGAAGUGAUGCCGUCGUUCAUGAACACCAAGACCAUGAACAGGAUCUACAAGUGUGUAGAGACCAACCUGAAGACAUGCAAGCUCAAGAAAGACCCUUGCCUGAACCACGGCUACAUGGGUCCCGCCUGCGCCUGCCUCUGCCCGCCUGGCACCAGCGGCAAGAACUGCCAAGUUCUGGAGAUGUCCUAUCAAG
Molecule: messenger RNA, 1000 nt
Organism: Hyalella azteca
Lineage: Eukaryota; Metazoa; Arthropoda; Malacostraca; Amphipoda; Hyalellidae
Product: astacin-like metalloprotease toxin 3
Exons: 7
Biological process (GO): proteolysis
Molecular function (GO): zinc ion binding; metalloendopeptidase activity
Source: RefSeq, a predicted model, not a curated record